This is a messenger RNA of Fusarium venenatum, 1620 nucleotides long. The record is from RefSeq and is a predicted model, not a curated record. Lineage: Eukaryota; Fungi; Ascomycota; Sordariomycetes; Hypocreales; Nectriaceae.
AUGGAGUUCAGAGAAAGGUCAUACUCGAGAGGAGCUGAUGACAAGCAGCUCAAGCCUACAACACGCAUGAAUGAUGAAACGUGGGAAAGGUUCAAACCUCUUCUCUGUGGCUUAUACAAGCAGUAUACAUUGAAUAUAGUCAUGGACUACAUGGAAAAGAAAUACAAAAUCAUCCAGAGCAAGCGACAAUAUGGCUAUCGUUUCGAGAAAUGGGGAGUCAAAAAGUACAAUGCUAGCGACAAGAAAACAACACCCAUAUCCAUAUCGCCUGGUGCAUUCGAUGAGUCGGUCGAUUUUGGUGAUUUCGACUUCGAUCAAGAACCCCGCACUUUCGAUCAGCACACGCUGUUGGAUCUCCGCGAUGAAGACACUCUAAUGGCCACUGGGUCAGACGAUAUUGAUUUUGAUGAGCCAUCAGAUUGUGCGGAAAUUCUUAUCCAAUAUCCCUGGUCCACUGGAUCAAUCGAAGAAGCGAACAAGCUUGCCGCUGACUUCUGCGCUGCUAUGCUCGAUGACUCGAACGCUUCCGAAUUAUACUCAUAUCUCCACCAAUCUGUGGCAAACAGCAGCCAUUCUUACACAGAAACUAAAGAGUUUCUCGCUGUCUCUUGCGCUCGAGUUGCUGGUAAACCAGACAAUGCUGGCAGCGCCAAGGAACUUCUUGCGCGCGAGUGGCCACAUGCGUUAACCACUGGGAACUCUGACUCUCCAUUUCUUCUGUCAAUGCUAAAAGUGUACGUGGGAAGCCAUAAAGAAGACGCGGACAGGUCAAAUUUUAUCCAUCAAGUCACGCAAAAUGUCGAGAAGUUACUCACCAGCGACCGAUCACUUCCAAAAAUGACACAUAAGUAUUCUUCUAUCGAUCUUGUGACGUUUUUCUUCCUCAACUAUGCUUUCGAGAUCUACGACGAUUGCUUUGACCAGGCAAAUCCCCCAGACUUCGUGACAGAGCACCUCUUGCACGAGUUCAUCAAGAAACAACCUUUCAUAAAGACACUCAGCCUCAACCGCCCCUCUCCUCUACGCCAUUGUGUUGAGUGGUGCGAGGAACAACUCCGACUUAACCACCCUGUGGCUUUACAGGACUCCCCCGUGAAGCCCAGCGCAAACAUGCGAUCCUGGUGGCACAAUAUUCGAGUUUUUUGCACCCUUUGGGGGGUCAUGGUUCAGCUGGUACGGGCAAAUUGUGCCCCCCACUGGUACAAUCAGUGCGAAUCCGCCUUUGGCAUAACUCCUUCGGAACUCCUCGUGACUCUAUCUUGGAUGAUUUGUGAUGAGACCAUUACGGCGGGCGAUGUUGAUAACGAGGGCGAGUUGCUUGAAAGUGCGGCUGAUGGCGCAAGUAAACUCCUCGACUUUGAUGAACCCAAGCUCUGGAUAGUCUUUCUCUACAAGUUUGCUUGGAUGAACGAGUUGGUGAACCCGGGCGAAGACGAGAAAUCUUUUGAGACUCUUGUCCAGAACCAACUUCGCCAACAUGUCUCCGAGAUACUCAGAAUCCAGCUACCACACCCACCUGGCAGCCAGCCUGACAGCGUCACAGAAUUGGACUUCUAUAACCUUCCGCACCAAGGAUUUGCCGACUUUGGCGUUGAUUCUCGAAUGAACUUUUAUAACUAG